AUGGGCAAUUAUCGUCGCAAACAAGCACUAAAUAGCAACGAAAUAUCCUCUCCACGUGACAUUAACUAUUUAGCUGAAAACUUAUUUCCUGACAGAUUAGAACAUUCAUUAAGUUGUGUUUGUCGGGAAUUAGUCAAAAAUAAAGAAAAAUUUCAUCGUUUACUUUCAUUUGUUGUUGCAUCCUCUCUGGUAGAUGAGAGAAGAAUACGUUAUCCAACUUAUCUUAUAAUGACAGCAUUGGAUGAAAAAGACAUUGCUUUGUUAAGCACAAAUAUGCCGACUUGGGAAAAACGAAAAUUUUCAACUUUACAUUCACAAUUUUUUGAAUGUAAUAAAAUUAUUGGAUAA
This is a messenger RNA of Meloidogyne enterolobii, 348 nucleotides long. NCBI's taxonomy places the organism in Eukaryota, Metazoa, Nematoda, Chromadorea, Rhabditida, Meloidogynidae. The record is from the annotation of a GenBank genome assembly.